This is a messenger RNA of Phyllotreta striolata, 3378 nucleotides long. The record is from the annotation of a GenBank genome assembly. NCBI's taxonomy places the organism in Eukaryota, Metazoa, Arthropoda, Insecta, Coleoptera, Chrysomelidae.
UGACUGGACAUAACCUUAAUUUAUAGUGUCGUGCAAGCACAAAAUUUUAAAAACUCUCGUAAUUAAUAUCCGAUUUCGCAAUAAUUUGUACAGAUUUUUAAUAAUUCUCGCCUUAUAAUCGAUAUUCUAGAUGUAAGUUUGAAUAGUUUUCGCAAAAAUGGCUGGUGUUUUUGAUUUGGAACUGCACGAUGUCGAGCCAGUAGAAGUAGAUGAUUCAGACGAUGCAAUCGAAAUCGAAGAGGAUGAAUAUGACCAAAAUCCCAACAUUAAUGCUAUUGUUGAGAACGAUGACACUGAAACAGUUCAUCUGACUGAGCAGAAUGUUAAUCCCGGACAAGAAAAAACUGGCCCGCAGGACUUUGAAUUACGUAAAGUGUUGGGAAAAGGUGGUUAUGGCAAAGUAUUCCAAGUUAGAAAAAUUACCGGACAAGAUGCAAAUACGGUAUUUGCGAUGAAAGUACUCCGUAAGGCUUCCAUAGUUAGAAAUCAAAAAGAUACUGCUCACACAAAGGCAGAAAGAAAUAUAUUAGAAGAAGUUAAGCAUCCAUUUAUAGUAGAUUUGAAGUAUGCCUUCCAAACUGGUGGAAAAUUGUACUUAAUUUUAGAAUAUCUUAGUGGAGGGGAACUGUUUAUGCAUUUAGAAAGAGAAGGAAUCUUUUUAGAAGAUACUGCUUGUUUUUAUUUGUCUGAAAUCAUUCUGGCCUUAGAACAUUUACAUGGACAAGGAAUUAUUUAUAGAGACCUUAAGCCUGAAAAUAUUUUAUUAGAUGCUCAUGGACAUGUUAAAUUGACAGACUUUGGGUUGUGUAAAGAGCAUAUUAAUGAAGGAAUUCUCACUCACACCUUCUGCGGUACUAUUGAGUACAUGGCCCCAGAAAUUUUAACUAGACACGGACAUGGUAAAGAGGUUGAUUGGUGGUCAUUGGGAGCCCUUAUGUAUGAUAUGCUCACUGGUGCUCCACCGUUCAGCGCUGAGAAUAGAAAAAAGACAAUAGAGAAAAUAUUAAAAGGCAAGCUGAAUUUACCUCCUUAUUUAACAACCGAUGCUCGAGAUUUAGUUCGUAAGCUUUUAAAGAGACAAGUAACAGCGAGAUUGGGCGCUGCCCCAGAAGAUGCUGUUGCUGUUAAACGUCAUCAAUUUUUCAAGCAUAUUGUAUGGGAAGAUGUUUUACGAAGGAAAUACGAACCUCCAUUUAAGCCCAGCCUUACGAGUGACGAUGAUGUCUCUCAAUUUGAUACAAGAUUUACAAAGCAAACCCCAGUGGAUUCGCCAGACGAAUCCACCCUUAGCGAAAGUGCCAAUUUAAUAUUUCAGGGAUUUACUUAUAUAGCACCGUCGGUGUUGGAAGAAAUAUACAAGCCAACCAUAGUAAAGGCUCGAUCUCCUCGCAAAUCCGGUUCAUAUAGGUCACAUUUCAAUUUUGUUCCUACUCAACACAGUAGUAACGUAUUAGAUCCGAACAGUUACGUGGGGGCAUCGAAUUCGCACGCGAAUCACCAGCACGUUCAUCCGGGACCACCGCACCAUCCCCACGCCCAUCACCACAAUCCAUUCGGCGCGAACGCGUACAAUAUGGUGCAAAAUGCGGACGAAAUGAUGGACGUUAGUAGUAGUGGAAUGCCGCAAGUAUAGUAUAGCGUUUGUCUUUUUCUAAAACAAUAGGUUUUUUUGAUAGGAAAACAAAUUUAUUAGUUCAAUUUUGUUUUUUAUUAUAAUUUAAACGGAAAGGUGUCAUAUUUUCUUUCAACCAAUCCUUUAUGAAACAACUUAAUAACCAUAAAUGUUUUAGUUUAGUUGAUUAGUUAUGGAGUAGAAUGUAAGCCUAAAUAAAAGAUAUUAUUUUUUUAAUUUCACAUUUAAUGCUGCUGGCAGCGUUAUUACAAAAAACUAUACUUAUAGAUAGACAAUAUUUUUUAUAAUAGUUUAUUGGUAACUCGAGAUGUAUUGAUUAUUAAAAAAAAACAUUGUACAAAAGCAAAGCAAAUACAUACAUAAAAGGAUGAUGUUUAAAGAAGUUAAUAAAAUACUGCUGUAGGUAAAUAACGUUAAUUUUACUGCAAAUUUGAUACCUUUUCGUAUAGAUAAUUGUUAAUUUGUUACCAUUUAAACAUACAUUAUCUUAUUUAUAUAUAUUUUUUAUUUGAGCUUGAAUUUUUGUGUAUUAAACAGCGGUCUAAUUGAAAGCAAUUUUUAAUGUGCCUAUUUUGGUGUACAUUUUUUUAUUUUCAAUGAGAGGUUGUUCUAGAUGUAAAAGUAAAUAAUUGAUAUUCAUUUUGGUUUUUAAUAAUUUUUACAAUGGAUAGUUUAUUAAUUAAUAUGAAACGCUUUUAACAACGCAACAAUAAAUCGGGCGUUUUUAUUAGACAUAUUUCAGAAAGCGAAUUGGUAUUGACUUGUGCUUAUUAUAAUUUGUGGUAGAGUGAAAAUUAUAUUUAUUAUUAGGGUACUCAUAAUCUUGGAUUUAAAAGGAAAGGUUUUUUAUACUAACCUUAAGUUCAUGAUUAUCCCUAAACGCAAGGUCAUAUUAUUAAACUAUCGGUUUGCUUUCGUGUGUUCCUAUUUCAUUAUUAAAAUUUGUUCUAAUUUAUUAUGGAGGUUCGAUGUUGUACUCGAGUGUCAUAAUCCGAAGAGUACAAAUUCAUCUGUUGAAGAUAUUUUAACAGCCAACUGCCCUACUUCAAUUAGCUGCCUUGCAUUUGUUAUUAGCGUUCUUGUGUAACAAUAUCAGUCUUAUAUCGUUGUCUCAUAUUAAUUAUAGAUUUAUAUAUUUUUUUACUUGGCUGUUUAGCUACGUAGGAAAAGUGUUUUUAUACACCUCUCUAAUAAAAACUAAACAUAUUUGAUCGAUUAAUUUUUUUACGUUUAAUAGCGAAUAUAGUUGAAGUAUGUGUGUACAGUUAAUUUUUAUUUAUUGUGGGCUUAUUUCUUCGAUUAGAUACUUAUCAAUUUCAAGUGUUCUGUUUGAAUUGUUUUCUACCAACUGGUGUUCAUUAAUUCAAAUCUGGAAAUCUUGUUUAUGAUUAAAAGUUGUUCGAAUUGUCACGAUUUUGAAAAUUACUUUGCUUCCAUAAAAAAAAUGAAUUUUGUUAGAAAAUACUUGAUUCGUAAACAAGAUUUCAUUUUGAUUAUCGUUGUUUAUAAGUGAUCAAUAUAUUAGAAUGCGAUUGUUUUGAUAGAAAUAGAUAAUACAUGUUCUUUCUCUUGAUAAUAUCAAUUGCUACAAUAGGUGCACUAAAAUUAAUUAAUAUAUAACUUUUUUUAUAAAGGCGUUUUUGUUUUUUCGAUAAGUCUGAUGUAAUGGUGGUGUAAUGGUAAACGUUUUACUAAAAUUAUUUUUAUUCAAUAGAUUUAUCAUGUAUUUUUCUAUGUUUCUUCAU